Phycodurus eques (leafy seadragon) is the source of this 3899-nucleotide messenger RNA. RefSeq names its product IQ motif containing B1 (gene iqcb1). Gene Ontology annotation, cellular component: cilium. The record is from RefSeq and is a predicted model, not a curated record. Gene Ontology annotation, biological process: cilium assembly. The transcript is spliced from 14 exons. Lineage: Eukaryota; Metazoa; Chordata; Actinopteri; Syngnathiformes; Syngnathidae. Gene Ontology annotation, molecular function: calmodulin binding. The coding region runs from base 808 to 2556 and encodes 582 amino acids.
AGGUGGCGACAUACCCGUGACCUUUCCUGCUAUUUAUAUAUAUAUUUUUUUAUUAUUCGAAAGGGUAGAAUUUGUUUUCAAGUAUUCGGUUACCGAACCAGCUGGCAAUUGCGUAUCUGCAGUAUCAGAUUUUAUACUUAUUAUGUAAAAUAAUAAUAAUAAUGAUAAAUCUACCUUAUCCCAAAUACCCUGCUGAGUCUUCUUAAAAAGUGGAUCCUCUGGUCUAUUUUUGAACAGAUACUUUCUACUUGCAUGUGACACUUAAUCUCUAUAUAAAUUUGCACUUCCAGAUAUUUAUAGGCGGUGACGUUAUUUUCUUUAUCGAAAUGAGUCUCCUAUUAACUUGAGAUCCACAAUGAUUUGUUUUGUUUUCUUGGUAAAGUAUUUAAUUUUUAAAUGAUGUUCAUCGCACCGCUCUCAAAAUUUUAGUAGAUAGUAGAUGGUCAACUAACAUUAUUCGGAACACUUUUUGCCCUUCUCUCCUUUGAUCACGUCGUGAAGCUAGAUACCGACGUCAUCACGGAGCGCCACAAAGCAAGCCAAGAUAGAUACUAGGCGCAGGAUGAUGACGUCCUUCGUUUAGUUCAGUUGAUCAGCAAACGGCGCAACUAAUGAGUCAAAAGGCUCUUUUAAAGAGCGUUUACCUGCAAAUAGGAUGUCAUUUGUGGUCGCUAAUGGCUUGUUAAAAGGGUGCUUAUUUAUGAGGACAUAAACCUACUUUGUUCCGUGAAGAGGUGAAUGUUUCUUGUGCGUUUAGCGUAAGGUCUGUAGGAAAGCUUAUAUCACUUUGUAGACGCUCUAGCUCUGAUGGAGCAGCAUGAGGAGGCUGUAAUGCGCCUGAAGCAACAAGUGGAGGACACAAGUCUGAGUCCCGCUGACAGAAUCAACCUGCUGAAUGAUACUUUAAAGCGGUUUCUGAACAUGGCAGCGGCCCCGAAGGACAGCGGUAUGCUGACGAGAUUCAAGUCGCUUUUAUAUCAGAGCGGCAUCCUGAGCCACUGUGUCACCCUUCUCACUCUGGAUCUCCAAAAACUGCAAAGCAACUGCAAAGCCGCCGUCACACUGGCAUCUCUCACAAGUUCCUGUUGUGUGGGGGUGGAGCCUGGUGAACUGUCAGAGAACUUUCAUAGGCUGUUCCUCCCAUCAGUCAUGGAUGGCCUUCUGUCAUUGGCCAGUCGUCUUGCGAGGCGAGCAGAGUGUGUGUCUCUCUUUAGGAAGGUGAUGGACUCGGUCAGCUGGCUUCUGCGAGCACACGCACAGCUCACCACGCAAGUUCUCAGCUCUUCCUACUAUGCGCUCAUUCAGGGCUGUGAUGAGGUCACCAUGUCACUGCUCUUUGUUCAGAUGUGGAUUAAUUUAUGUACAGCUAGCAGGGACUUUCUCUCCAGUUUAAGUGAUGAUGCCAUCCUGUUGCUGCUCAAUGAGGUUGUUGGCCAAUUUGCUGUGACCUCUGAUGCCUCACUGGGCGGAGCAUCUGUCAGACUGAUCCUCCACAUGGCCAAUCAACUGCCGCUUCAGCCCUUUCUCUUCAACUUCAAAGGUUUGGACAGCCUAUUAGACAAAGACUGGCGAGGACGGGGCUUUGACCAAGAAGUAGAUCAGCUGAUUGCACUCACACAGUGUCGGGAAAUCCUUCCUUCUGUCGACCGUGUGAGAGCAGCGUGUGUGAUUCAGGCAGCCUGGAAAUCCUAUCUGACCAGACGAAGACUGAAGUGUCUCAGUGGAGUGGUUUCCAUGCUGCAGCGUCGCUUCAGGGCUCUCAGAAGACAACAGCAACAGCAGAGGGAUGCACAGCGGUGGCAAGAGGAGUUGAAUUUUCAGGUGUGUUUGCAGCGUCAACAGGCAAGGAGAAAGUUCCACCAGAAACAGAGAGAAUUGCUGCAGCUUCUACCGCCUGACCGGGUGCAGCCGUACCUGCUAGAAUGCCAGGUCCGUGCAGCCGUGUUGAUCCAGAGCGCCUGGAGAGGGUUUCUAGCCAGACGACGCAUUGACUCGCAGCGAGAUUCAUUGAGACUCGAACACGCUCAGCACCAUGCAGCCAAGACCCUGCAGCGAGCCGUCCGUCGCUUUCUCCAAGAACGCCAAGUGGCAAAGGUCUUAGCCUCUGGACCUUGUUGGAUUGGCCAUCAGGGUUUGACAGAUAGCAGGAGGGCAGUGUUGAAAAGACAGGUGGAGGAAUACAUCAGUUUACAUCCUUCAAGUCGGGUGAGUCGUCAACAGUGUGAACAACUCCAUAAUGACGUGCAGUGGCGGUUGCAGGCGCUUCUGCAACAGGCAGUACGACAGAAGAGGGAGGAGCAGAAAAUUGAGUCCCUGUUGGCUCACACUCACACUCAGCUGGAUCUACUCAAAGAUGCCCCAUCCCUCUCGGCUGUCAUGGCGACCGAUAUCAAGUCCUUCCUGAGCCCUUCUGGUACCAUUGCCACUCGGGGCCGUGACGCCCACAAUGCCAGGCUACAGGCGCACAGGCUGCCCUGGUGGAGAACUUUGGGGGAGACGGCUUCAGUACUCAAUCCAAAGGAGGAGAUGGAGCUUGGUGGAGAAGUCAGGAGCUGAUGAACUGUCAAAUUGAACCAUCACAGUGGUUACUGUUAGGCUUUACACGAUCAGGAUUUUUGGGGCUGAUCAUCGGGUUUAAAAACCCGAUAACCGAUCCGAUCACAAGAUGGAGGAAUGUGUCUAUUUAAAUGACCUGUUAAUGUACUGUAUAUACUUGUUUACUUAAUUGCUCAAAAAAAUAUAUUUACAAUAAAUAAUGUAUCUUUGUUCCUCUAUUUAUGCCAGUGAGGCUUUGUGACGGACAGAACUAAUGAAUGGUCUUCUAUUAGAUGACAGGAAGUAAAUACAGUAAUUAAUAUAUCCACCUUUUGUGACAUUUUUGUUUGUUGGUGUGCCGUGAGAUUUGUCAAUUGUAGAAUAUGUUCCUUGGCUCCAUAACGGUUGGAUCAGCAGUGAUGCUCUAGUCAGAUCGUGUAUUCUAAUCAGUCAGGUCAAACUAACAUUACAUGACAAAAAUAAUGGGUGCUAACUUACUGUAAUUAAGUUACUUAUUUUUAAUUAAAUUACUUCACCCACACCGCAACUUUAGAGCAUGAUUCGACAGAACGGUGGCAUGUUUACGUGCAACCGUUAGCUAGCACUAGCUUGUCAGGCUACAUAACGUUUUUGUUGCCUGCUUCUCCGACGUAUCUUAUUAAAAGUACGUGAACAUAUCUCAAGCAAGCGAACGUCCUCUUCUGUCCUGAGCACUGGUGACAACCAACACGUUUUUCCCCAUUUUGUCCUUAUAAUACAGUCGAGCCGGCUCGCUCCAGUCUUGUUGUCGUCGCCACGGUAACGAGUGUAUCCGGUCGCAUUUGAGUUGACAAGAUAAAGCCCAAUGAUCGUAAAAAAUUGUGCUGUGCUACAUUUAAGCCAGAUGUAAUGAGACACACAUCUUUCAAAAAACGUGAUGCGGUGGUGUCGGAAUACAAGAUUUUAUUACAGUAGCCUGAGUCUGACAGUGCAAUCGUGAAAGAGCAAAUUUGUCUUGUAGUAUGAUUCUGGCAUUACGUGUUGUCUGUCCCACACCACUGACGUUUUUAAAAUUAUUAUUAUUGUUUUUUUAAAAUAACUUAAUUGGCUGUCAGAUGUUUACAGUACUACGCCAAAAGAAACACGUCAAGGCUAAAAAUAAACCAGCUUUUGGAUUCAAAUAUACUGUGCACGCGGCGAUGUGGAGUUGUCUUUUGCAGAGCCAUUGAUCGGAUCGGCGAAUUAUGACAUUAAAGCCGAUCAGCAUAAAAUGCUAAAUAUCGGCCGAUACCGAUCAGCCCAAUCAAAUCGGUGCAAAGUCUAGUUACUGUGUACUGUACCUGUAAAUUGACUUUGUCAUAUGAAAUUCUGUUGUGCUGAUAAAU